This is a messenger RNA of Canis lupus familiaris (dog), 731 nucleotides long. It is a transcript of the gene CIMIP7, whose product is annotated as chromosome 20 C3orf84 homolog. The transcript has 4 exons. The coding region runs from base 124 to 729 and encodes 201 amino acids. The record is from RefSeq and is a predicted model, not a curated record. NCBI's taxonomy places the organism in Eukaryota, Metazoa, Chordata, Mammalia, Carnivora, Canidae.
GCAUUAUGCAGUCACAACUCCCUUUGUCACUAAGCAACAAGAAGUUGACCACUGAGAGUCUCUUACCUCAGACAUAGCCUCAAAAAGACAAGAGGAAAGUUUGCCUUUUUACUUCCUGGAAAGAUGCAAAGUGCGUUAGUAGGCUCCUGGCACAACACUGGCUUCUAUGGGCACUACAGAGGUCAAUUCAAGAGUGAAAGUGCUCAAGAAUACCGCCUUGCAGCCAAGCCCCAGCCUCCAGCAGUGUUCCUGCAGCGAUGUCAGGAGCCAGUGCAGCGACACUUCUUCUCCAAGCAUGACAACCGUACGUCUUUCGACAAAGAGGGCCCCUACUGUCUGCUGCAGGGAAUCGGAAGGCGGAAGGACCUAGACCGCCUGUGGCAACGGCACACCUUCCUGCGCUGGGCACCCUGUGAGCUGGAGUUGAGCCAGCAGCGGCCUCUUGAAUCCUCCUACCAGGCCAAUUUCCAGUCAGGCCCAGGAGUCAGUGACUUCCCUCAGCGUCUUGUCCACUUUGUGCAGAUACAGCCUCCCCGUACCAGCACCACCUACCAGCAGAACUUCUGCCAGCCAUCCCGGGGUGGCUACUGUGGCAACAACAUGGGGUCAGUCACCGACACACUGCCUGACCUCCCAGGGAUCCCAAGACCCAAGCUGCUGCAGCAUUACCUUCAUGCUGGGGUCUCUGAAUGUCUAAACUGGUCCAGAGCAUUAAACAAAGACGAAUGACA